UAUUUACCAUUUUUCAAAAAAAUUCAAUCCAGACGAGUUAUCCGAAGGUUUCCAUACAUUUGACUCACCCUGUAUGUACAAAUGGACAGGUGAAACUAUUAAAAAAGCACUACGGCUUAAACAUGCAUGUGGAGAUAAUGGAUACAAGGAAUUAUUACGUGAAUAUUUUCCUUUGCCUGCAACUCGUACUCUGCGUAAUCGCCUGGAAUGCAUUUCUUUUAAAGAUGGAAUUUGUGAUGAAGUUUUCGAUUUAUUAAAAGAGAAGGUAUCAAACUUUCCGGAUGAACGACAUAGCGAUUGCAUGAUUUGUGUUGAUGAAAUGAGUUUGACACCAGGUGAACAAAUAGAUCCUUGCACCAAUCAUACUAUUGGAUAUGCUACAAUUCCAGAUAAAUUUGGUAAAUCCUUUCCUUAAUUUAAAAGCAUUCUAAAUACUAUAGUUACUAUUACAAUAAUUACUAUUACCAUUACUAUAAU
Messenger RNA from Vollenhovia emeryi, 477 nucleotides. RefSeq lists its product as uncharacterized. The record is from RefSeq and is a predicted model, not a curated record. NCBI's taxonomy places the organism in Eukaryota, Metazoa, Arthropoda, Insecta, Hymenoptera, Formicidae. The transcript is spliced from 2 exons. The coding region runs from base 74 to 415 and encodes 113 amino acids.